Molecule: messenger RNA, 1632 nt
Organism: Drosophila serrata
Lineage: Eukaryota; Metazoa; Arthropoda; Insecta; Diptera; Drosophilidae
Source: RefSeq, a predicted model, not a curated record
CGCAGCUUCUUUUUUGUUGAAAGCAAUUUAGUCGAAAUGUCACUUUCCGCCACUGGGGAUUGCCAAUUAUUGGCGCAAAUAUAUAAUUACAAGGGACACCGCGUCGCCUGCAGCGUCAAAGUGCUGCCGACACCUGUGACCCAUUUUGAGCGCGAAGCCACGAAUGACUACCACUGGAUGACCGCUGCCCGCUGGACCAGGAUUGAGGUCGCUUUGUGGCGCAUUUUUGAGAAUCUAGCCGACUGGGCGGACGCCAAGAAGCUGCGUGGCGAGCUGCUGAUCGACCACAUAAACGUACGGUUCCAGGCCACCGAGAAACCGCGUUCUGGGACAAGAAGCAUUUUGGCCGGGGCCGAACUGGCGCCAGAGGACCUCAGCCUCGACAUCCAGCUGCAGUACAUGACAGUCGAGGACACCACAAUUGUGGGCAUGCACACAACUAAGCGCAAAAUUGCCACGGAGGCAGAGACCAACGGCACCGUCAAGAUCAUUAGUCCCAGCAAACCCCCAGGUUCUGGAGCUAAGCCAAUAACUGGUAAACAAGAAAAGCCGUCACACACAAAACCGAAACACAUAGAUGCCGACGAUGAGGAAGAUGAUGACUCGCCAGCGACCUCACGAAGCCAAUCCACCACCAAAUUCAAACGUGGACGCCGAUCCAUUUCCCAGGGUGGCGUCGUGCAAGAAGAAAAUUCCCUAAGCAAUGGAAAAAGAAGCUCCACGAGCACAUCAGAAAGAGCUAGCUCCGUCGAGACCAAGGCCGCUCGUCGCUCCGGUCGAUCUCCAAUUCGUCCGAGUCGUUUUAACAAUUUCGUUUUGAGCGACACACAGCAGAAGAAGAGCAAGUUGGGGAAAACGGGGGGUGUGAAAUCAAAGAAGUCUUCUCCAGUCAAGAAACAGAAAGGAAAGCCGACAACUUUAUCACCAGCCAAGGCAGCGAAGGAGAAAUCUCUGACGCCAACACCAGCCGAGGCACUCAGGGUAGAGCAGAUAGAUGGGGCUCGCUUAGAUGCGCUGCAGCGGCUGGACAGCAUGCUGGCCAUAACCAAGCCGCCUGAAGUUCCGAUUUUGCUCUUGGAAAACAUGAGCGAAGCUGAUGUCCUGUCGUCUUUCGAGCGCUAUAGAAGCGACUUUGAUAAGCUGUUUACGGAGCGAAAGAACAAGUCGCACACACAUAGUUAUAUGCAGGUUAGCCACAUGGACGUCAUGGACAUAUUAAACGCAGGUAUUCGUAAUAAGAUGAUGAAAAAACUGGCGGAAACCUAUAGCAACAAAAGCAGCCACACGUCCCUCAUCAUAAAUGGGCUGCUGCCGCUCUGGAUAGUACUGAUCUUUACAGACACGUACAAGCUAUCGCAUGAAGAUGCCAUACGUCAGAUAAAGGACCAGUUGAGGUGGAGCUCUUACCUGAAGGCUCUGAACAACGAUCCAUUGAGCUCUGACCUGGAAAUGUGAUGUCUUUGGUCGGUAUAUCAACCAAUACUCUCUUUAAUUUAUGCUAAUUGAUACAAAAAAAAAACAGACUUGUUAUAAAUUCAUGUUUGUCUUUAUUCAUUUAAUUAUUUUGGAAUCGAUUCUGUAUUACGCAUUACAUCAUAUAAAUACAUGCAAGCAUUUGCCUUAAAAAACAAA